Messenger RNA from Meloidogyne enterolobii, 819 nucleotides. The record is from the annotation of a GenBank genome assembly. Lineage: Eukaryota; Metazoa; Nematoda; Chromadorea; Rhabditida; Meloidogynidae.
AUGGCCACCGAAAUUGAAAUUUUGGAGAUUCUUAAAAAACAGGAUAUUAAUGGAAAUUAUAAUAUUAUUCCAAUGAUUGAAUCCUUUACUUUUCGUGAUCAUAAAUGUAUUACUUUUAAAUUACUUAGCAUGAAUCUUUAUGAAUUACUAAAGAAAAAUAAAUUUGAAGGUUUUCGUUUAACUCUUGUUCGAAAAUUUGCCCUUUCAAUUCUUCAAUGUUUAAAAUUAUUAUAUUCAAAUAAAAUAAUACAUACAGAUUUAAAACCAGAAAAUAUUUUAUUAGAAACACCAACAAAUUGUUCAAUAAAAAUUGCAGACUUUGGAUGUGCUUUUUAUGAAGGACAACCAUUUUAUAAUUAUUUUCAAUCAAGACAUUAUCGAGCACCUGAAGUAAUUCUUGGAGGAAAAAUUGGAAUGGCAUUAGAUAUGUGGUCUUUUGGUUGUAUUUUGGCUGAAUUAUUAACUGGGCGUGUACUUUUUCCUGGUAAUAAUGAAGGAGAUCAAUUAGCUUUAAUAAUUGAAUUGUUGGGAAUUCCGGAUGAAAAAUUUUUAGGAAAAGUUAAACGAAAAAAAGAAUUUUUUAAUUCUGAAGGAAAUCCACUAUAUUGUGAGGAGAAAAUAAUUGAAGAAAAAACGAUUUUAAAAGGAGGUGAAAAGGGGAACUUAAGAGGUCCUCCAGGAUCGAGAACUAUGCAAGAUGCUUUAAAGAAUAAAGGAAAUGAAUUCUUUUUAGAUUUUUUAAAGCUUUGUUUGGUUUGGAAUCCGGAAACACGUUUAACACCAAUUCAGGCAUCUAGACAUCCUUGGUUAUGUAAAUAG